CAGGCUGUUGGUUUCAGUUACAGCUCACCUCGUUCACUAGAAACUUUCACUGUGAUCAGACCUUUUAAAGACGUUUAGACAAGGCAAAUUGCCACGAGAAAGCCACCAUGCGCUCCUUGGUCUUCCUCAGGAAGAGGUGAUGGCUGGACCUGCCUGUCCUUCUACCUUUCAUUGGCCUGUAAAUCUAAGCAUGAGAAGGACUGCCAUUGCAGAGGUUCUGAUCUUAUCCUGCCUCUUAAGUGAUGUGGGAGGUGUGAUUUGCAGGUCAUGCAAUCUCUCCAUCCCAUUCCAUGGAUGUCUGUUAAACCUCGGAACCUGCAGAACAAAGCCUGGUCAGUUUUGUAUAAAGGAGAGCUUUGCCAAAGGUGGAAUCCAGUGGUUUUCAAUUAAAGGCUGCACCGAGGACAGAUCGGAGUGCUUCAAAAGGGUCGUGAGGCAUUACGAAGUCCGCUCUUCUCACUGCUGCCACCGGCCCCUCUGCAACUUCUGAGGAAGUGGGCUGUAUCCUUGUCACGUGACUAGCCAGCCAGCCCCGAAGCCUCGCCUAUUCUCGCGAUGGCAGCUUCUGUGUUGCAGGUGCCUUGGACCAUGGUCAGAGACUGUCUUCGGCGUUCACUAUGUCCCUAUCCUCCAACUCCCCCACGGUCUCCAAGGUGUCUCUCUCACAGGAGCUCUGUGUCACAAAAGCUGUUUCUGUUGCUAAGAUAAAAUAUUCCAAUGAAAAGCAUCUUGAGGAGGAAAGGGUUUAUUUGGCUUAUAUUUCCAAGUCAUGGUCCACCACUGAGGAAAAUCAGAGCAAGAACUCGGGGCCAGAACGUGCAGGCAGGAAUUGAAGUGGACGGAGACCGUGGAGGAACAAUGCUUGCUGGCCUGUUCCUCAUGGCUGGCUCCAUUUGCUUUCUUAUAUACCCCAGGUGCCCCAGGAAUGGUACCACCCAAAGUGGGCUGGGCCCUCCCACAUUAAUUUUGAAAUCAAGAAAAUGCCCUCAUAGACCUGCCCUCAGAAAAAGCCCAAUGUAGAUAUUUCCUUAACUGAGGCUCCCUCUUCCCAAAUGACACCAACUUGUGUCAAGUUGACCCCACUCCCCACCAAAAAAAGAUCCUUUCACCAUCAUAUCUCUCCUGCUUCUGCUUCCGUCCCCACUUGCUGUGGUGUUAGCAAGGCUAUGGAAAAGCAAAAUGUCCAAGAUUCUCCAAGUCAAACCUGUGUAGUGGGUAGCUGUUUCAGCAUUGACCUGGAAGCACUACCCCCAUUGAGGCUUCCGGUAACUGUCACGCCUAUGAGGUGGGGCGAGACAGGAGUCCUUAAGACCUGAGAACCGGAUAUGCUGGCUUUCUUGGUUCCUGGAUCCUGGACACUGGAGGUAGACCGAGCAGAGUUCUCCAGGGAACACCACUGGACUGCGCUACACCUUUCCUGGACCCUGUAACCUAUCCCUUUACUUGUAAUUACCCCCACAAAAUAAACCUCCCUUUUAA
This is a messenger RNA of Peromyscus leucopus (white-footed mouse), 1479 nucleotides long. RefSeq names its product chromosome 1 C9orf57 homolog (gene C1H9orf57). Lineage: Eukaryota; Metazoa; Chordata; Mammalia; Rodentia; Cricetidae. The record is from RefSeq and is a predicted model, not a curated record. Bases 140 to 490 code for a protein of 116 amino acids. The transcript is spliced from 4 exons.